GUUCAUUAUUAUUUCUUUCACCAAAGUAAAAAAUAUUCUGUCUCUACAUUUUUGCUCUCUCUUGUUUCAAAAAAAGGUUGGUAACGAUCCCACUUUUCUCUAAUGACAAUUUUUUUUUGUAAAGCUAACUCUCUUCUUCUUCUUGUUGAUCCCGAAAUAACUCCAAAGUAUUUCAAAAUGACUAAAAGACAUCAAGAAUUAUCUCCUGGAAUUAAACGCCAAAGAACUGCUUCACAAAGUGAUUUCAUUCACAAUUAUGAAUUGACAGCUUCAGAAACUUGGAUAGCUUGUGGGAACUGUGCCAAUACUUUAGGACUUACUGUAUCUGCCAUAAAGUCCUUUGAAAAAGCAGUGAACCAUGAUCCUUCCAAUACCAGAGCCCUUUGUGGAUUAAGUUACUCACUAAGAUUAAAUGAUAUUAAUUUAAAUGAAACUGUAGGGUCUCAAAAUUCUAUAGAACGAUUGAAUAAAUCAUUAGAACUUUAUCCUGAUUUAUUGAAAGAUUCGGCUAUAUUUAAGGAAUUGGCUGAAUGUUAUAUUUUAAUUGGUCUCAAUGAUCAAGCUCAUCAAUCGAUUCAAACCGCCAUUCAAUUAUCUCAAAAUGAUGCCUCACUUUGGUUAUUAAGUGCCCAAACAUUAAUUAGAGCAGGUGCCAGAAAUCAUGCUGCCGGAUCUUUAACUCACUGUUUAUCAAUCUUACCGGAAUCUUUAAGUCAAUUAUCUUCCUCCGAUAUCGAAACCGCCAGAGCAGCCCAUGCUGAAUUAGCCGCUAUUGCAGCAGCUGAUGGAAAUAUUGAAUUAUCAAUCGCAGAAUUAACAGCCACUUUAUCAUUACCUCCACCACCAUUAUCAAGAAUUGAUGAACAUAUAGCCUUAUGGUCAGCUUUAUCUACUGCAAAGGAAAGAGCUAAUGAUAUACCGGGAGCCAUUCAAGCCUGUGAAAAUGCCGAAAAGGCAGUUGGAGAUUCUCCAAGAAUUUUAAUGACACAUUCUUAUCUAUUACUAUUAAAUCAAAGAAAAUCAGAUGCUGAUUUUGCCAUUCAAUUAUUAGGUAAAAUUAUUGAUUUAGAAAAGGAAAAGGAAAAUGGUAAUGAACAACCAAAUAAUGACGGAGACUUUUUACCUUGGUACUUAUUAGGUAAAGCAUAUUCAUUAAUAGAUCAACCAAGAUUAGCAUAUGAUUCAUACCAAGUGGCAUUAAGAAGAGCAUCUAAUUCUCCAAUCACUUGGUUGGCAGUUGGAAAAUUAUAUUUGGAAUUGAAACAAUUACCCGAUGCUUUAGCAGCAUAUUCUCAAGCUCUUCGUUUACAAAUUGAUGAAGGAUCUCCUGGUACUGCCACCGCUUGGGAUGGAUUAAGUUGUGUAUAUGAACGUUGUGAUGAUCAAUUAAUGGAUGCUUCAGAUGCUUGUAGUAGAUCGGCUUCUUGCUUUAGAGCCAUUGGAGAUAUAAAGAGUGCCUCCUUUUUCGAAGAAAGAGCAGAAGCUUUAGCUAAAGCUUCAAAGAAAGAAGGUCCUAUCCCAGGAUUAAGAGAUCCUCCUGAUGUUCCAAGUUUCUUCUUGAGAGACCUUGUAGCUCUCCUUCCAUCAGAAAGAAUUGCAUUUAUGCAAGGUUCCCAACAGCCCCCACAACAAUCACAACUGCAGCAAACACAACAGCAACAGCCAGGUCAAGAAGGACAACAACCAACUCCUCAACAACGUACACCCGUGCCUCCUCAUCAUAGUCCUUCUGUUCAAAUAAUGCAACCAUUACAAACUCCUCAACAAGUGCCCGCUCAAAGCUUUGGCCAACAAACUCCAUUUUAUGGAAAUCCACAAUCAUUUAAACAAGAACACAAAUCACCUCGUCAACUUCCACCUCAAUUACCACCACCUCAGGUACAGCAAGUAUGGUCACCUAAUCAACAACCUCAAUAUUUCUAUCAACAAGGACCAAUUCCAAUUCAAGCACAGGUUGUAUCUCAGGCUCCUCAUCGUUCUCCAAUGACUCAUCAACAAGUGGUUCAAGAAGGUGGAGCACCCGGUGGUUAUGCAAUCCCACAACCUCCACCACCUCCAGGUUAUGCUUAUGGUCAAUAUGUGCCUAUGCAAGGAGCAGUAAUUCAACAACAUUUUGCUGCUCCAGUAAACAAUUGGAGACGUUAAUGUUACAACGUAUAUUAUAACUAUGUAGAAGUAAGUAAAUUAUGUAAGUCAUGCCAAGUUCCUAAAUAUAGUUUAUCUUUAGCAAAAG
Scheffersomyces amazonensis is the source of this 2233-nucleotide messenger RNA. It is a transcript of the gene TCC1, whose product is annotated as Tcc1p. The transcript has a single exon. NCBI's taxonomy places the organism in Eukaryota, Fungi, Ascomycota, Pichiomycetes, Serinales, Debaryomycetaceae. The coding region runs from base 103 to 2145 and encodes 680 amino acids. Gene Ontology annotation, molecular function: protein binding. The record is from RefSeq and is a predicted model, not a curated record.